AUGACGAGCGCCGACGCGCCCGCCACCGCGAUGGUGCGUCUCAGCCAAGACUUUUCAGAUUCUACCGCCCUCUCGCGUCAUCAACAAAUACAUGCGCGACUCGAGCUCGAGAUCCUCGACGUGAGGGAAGAAGUCGCACGCCUGAAAGGCGAGCUGCGACGCGACCAGGAUCCCGCGCGGAUGGGCGUCAUCCAGAAACAGAUUGCGCAUCUCAUGCAGCAGAUCAACGCUAUCCGGGAGAAGGCGGCCGAGGCAGAGGCCAUCGUCAAGAGCAUUACGCAGGACGUACAGCGUCUCGAUGUUGCCAAGCGCAACCUCACGCGGACGAUGCAGACACUCGAGCGGUGGAGCAUGUUGAAACACGCACACAGGCAGCUCAAGGAGCUGAUUCCGACGAAACGGUAUCGCGAUAUGGCAAGCUCGCUGUCGGCAGUAAUGCAGCUCUUCGAGGGGCUCAAGCCACUAACCACCGUCGCCGAAGUUGCUGAGGUCUUCCGCGCAGCCGAGGAGGACAGGCGUACCGUCCAGGAGAUGGUGAACACCGAGAUGGAGGCAUUCUUCCGCAACGACCCUAACCACCCGCCGGACCUGCGCGUAGUCUCAGAGGCCGCGCUGGUCGUGGACGUCCUGGGUGGCGAUUACCGCAAGCACAUCAUCGAACGAUACAUCACCCUCCAGCUGGCGGAGUACCGCCGCAUUUUCCGGAGUACCGACGAGGCGGGGCAGCUGGAUAAUGUGGCACGCCGGUACGCAUGGUUUCGCCGCGUGCUUAAGCACCAUGACGAGGAGCAUGCAGCACUCUUCCCCGCAAGUUGGGAGGUUACGCGGCUGCUCGUGGCGAGCUUUGCGGAGCAGACGCGGGUUGAUCUUGCAAAUGUCCUCGGACGGGGUGUGCCAGAUGUCAACGUUCUUCUGGACGCAUUGCAAGCGACGCUCGACUUUGAGGCCGCCCUCGCGCGCCGGUUCAACAUGCCAUUCGAGGACGUGACAGCCGGCGGGCUCAACUCGUCCUCCAGCACCAAAUGGACCAUCUCGACCAUCUUCGACUCGCAUUUUGGAACAUACGUCGACGCGCAGGACAAGGCGUUAUCAGAAAUGAUGUCGCAGUACCGAGGGGCACGCUCGCGCAGCAGCCUCGAGGGCACACUGCAGGAGACAGAAAAUGCGGGACCGACGAUCCUCCCUUCAUCUACAGAGCUGUUCUAUUUCUACGGGCAGACGCUUGAGCAGUGCAGCAAGUACACGAAUGGGGAUCCCGUCGUCAAGCUCGCUCGUAUCUUUGCCAAGUGGCUCAAGAUCUACAACGACGACGUGCUCCUCGCGGCGCUCAAGAAGGAGCCGACGAUCCGGCGCUCGCUUGAAGGCCGCUCGAGUUUGGCAGAGGUCAAGACGGCGUGUAUGGUACUCAACACGGCUGAGUACUGCGCCAACACGUCCAUGCAACUCGAGGACCGCCUCAAGGACAAGGUCAAGGAGGAGUUGUGCGACUCGAUCGGAUUCGCAGACGAGCGUGAUGGUUUCACCGCCACCAAGGCGCAGUGUAUUGCGACGAUGCUGCGCGAGCUCGAGACCGCGUGCGACCCAGCGUUCGCGGCGAUCCUCAAGACGCCUUGGCGCGACCUCGAGAACGUGUCGGGUCGCUCGGCGUACAUCGUUGACCUGGUGGGGAGCAUCAAGGAGGUCGCGGAGUGCGUGCGUACGCGCAUCGAGAGCAAGAAGUACAUUCGCAACUUUGCCGACAAGGCGGUCGGGCUGGUCAUUGCGCGGUUUACACAGGCGGUUAUCAAGAGCCGGCCACUCAAGAAGAUCGGCGCGGAGCAGAUCCUCCUCGACGUGCAGGCCGUCAAGGCGUGCCUCCUCGACCUCCCCGAACCACAUCCUGAGAACUCGAGCAACGGGUACACGAAAUACGUGACCAAGAACACGGGUCAGCUCGAGACGAUGCUCAAGGUCAUCCUCGCGCCGGAUGAUCCUCCCGAGGGGUUCGUCCAGAACUACUGCCUCCUUAUCGGCGAUAGGUCGUUCACAAAUUUCCAGAAGAUCUUAGACCUCAAGGGCACGGCCCGCUCGGACCAGCAGAAGCUCGUUGACAUUUUCCUCUCAGUGACAGGCACCAAGGACGACUUGACAGACACGUCGUUCCUCACAGGCCUCGACAUGGAUCCCGGGAACGAAAGGGCACAGCACGCGCCCCAGUCACCGGCGAUGCAGACCCUCGGUCCCGGCAGCGUACUCCCUUCCCUUCUGUCGCGGAGCAGUGCCGACUACUCGCCGGACGGGAGUCGCGCAGACACGCCAAAGGCGUUUGGCGACUUCCGGCGCUUCGUAUCGACGUUCGGUAAGCGCGACGGGUAUAUGUAA
This is a messenger RNA of Cutaneotrichosporon cavernicola, 2361 nucleotides long. RefSeq lists its product as uncharacterized. Gene Ontology annotation, cellular component: GARP complex. The coding region runs from base 1 to 2361 and encodes 786 amino acids. Gene Ontology annotation, biological process: retrograde transport, endosome to Golgi. The transcript has 6 exons. NCBI's taxonomy places the organism in Eukaryota, Fungi, Basidiomycota, Tremellomycetes, Trichosporonales, Trichosporonaceae. The record is from RefSeq and is a predicted model, not a curated record.